CGUCAGGUGCAGCUGUCCCGCUCCCCUGUGACGUGUCUUCUUCGGAAGGUGCCUGGGCAUCGAGAGAAGGUGCUGAGGGUGAUGAGGCGUCACUUACAGCAGGGGCAACGAUGUUGGCCUGGAUAAACUCCUGCAAGGUUUCAACGGUUGCCAUUGUGUGUGUGCCUUUGCUACAUUCGUCUACAUUCACCAUGGGCUUCACCACUCAAAAAACGUCUAUUUUGCUCAUCAUCGUGACCGUCAUCGCCAUCUACGGGGUCUCCAGGUAUUCAUUUGAUGAGAAGUUUGCUUCCGUGCUCGUGGCAAGAUGCAUCAACAUCAGCAGCAGCAACAGUGCCAGGCCCUCACCUCCGCCCACCAGAGCACCAAGGGAUGGGGCCUUCUAUCGGGAGGCAGACAUCGCCACGUGGGACGAGGACUGGGGGAAGAAGAAAUGUGCGUUGCGUCCCAUAGCAAACCUCAAGACGUUUUUCGACUACAUCGAAACGCCGCGGGUCCGUUGUGACACGCAGAUGAUGCUGGGAGGAAAUCUGCGAAGCGAGAAGGGUUACAUUGACGGCGAUAAGUGGCUGUGUGUGGACAAGAAGUACAAAGUGACUCCCUUGAAAUGCAUUGUCCUUUCUUUCGGCAUCGGGGGAGACUGGUCAUUCGAGGACGAAGUUGAUAGGAAGCUGGGCUGCAGGGUGUUUGCCUUCGACCCCACCAUCGAAAAGGAGAAUCACAACCGCACCGCCAGAAUCAGCUUCUUCAACCUGGGCAUCGACGGCUUCACCGACACCGGUCCGCACGCCAAGAAGAAGGUGGACCGCUACGCCAACAUCCUCGCGGGGCUCGGCCUCCUCGACAGUGUCAUUGAUGUCCUCAAGAUUGAUGUGGAGGGGUCCGAAGUCGCUUUCUUUGAAGAUGUUUUUGAGAAGACUCCCAACCUGCUGAAGAACGUCAAGAUGAUAGCGAUGGAGAUCCAUAUGGACGACAAUCUCAGAGACCUUCUACCACGUCACAAAGUAUUCUGGAAAUACUUUCUACUUCUGGACUGUAUGGGCUUCAAGAUAUGGCACAGCGCCGUGAAUCCGUUUUGCACUAACAAAGUAGUGAAGGGGCAGCACCGCUCCAACUGCUACGAGAUAGUGUGGGUCCAGGACCGAGAAUGGUAACGCCCAGGCCGACAAAGAGAGACUGGUCAGCUCACCCACCUGAUGGAAGGGUGGGGCCGGAGGAGGCGGCAGGAAGGAGCGGGUAGGGGGAAGAGGCGUGAAGGUGGGAGGAGGUGAAGGCUUGGAGAUGGGAGGGGAAAGUGGAGGAGGAGGAGGUAUGUGGUUGGGUCAGAAUUGCAGAAUACGUGGUUGUGGACUUAUGAUGAGAAGGCGAAGGAAGUGCGGGAUAUGAUGAUUGAUUAUUAGGGGCGUUGUGACUUGGCGCCGCAACUGCAGGGUCAUAUGGCGCCGGAUCUAGUGCAUUUAAAGUGUUUUAAAACUAUAUUAAACCGCUAAAAAAGAUAAAAACAUGAUAGAAAAACUAUAUAAAACCACUCAAAAAUUUAAAAAACUUUAAAAAAAAACUAAUAGAACUAUAUAAAGCCGGUUAAAGGUAAAAUACACGAUAAAAACAACGAUAAGGAGUCAAUAAAACCUACAGGAGGUUGAGGACGUCAGCCUCCUUUAAGAAGCCAUACACGUCAUGUCCCGGGGUGAGUGCUUUCUUCCCCAGCACCAGAGAGAGAGAGAAGCUCCCAUCUCCAUCCCGACACCGGGGGAGGUACCGCUCUCGCAGAUCCCCCAGACUGGGGCACUCGACCAGCAAGUGCCGAACAGUCAGGGGGACCAAACAGUCGUCACAGUAGGGCUGAACUCCCCGGGACAUGAGGAAGCCAUGUGUGUAUCGAGUAUGACCCACCCUAAGGCUGCGUUUACACCAAGCGAGUCGCGUCGAGUCGAGUCACGUCAAGUCAUUUGACGCGAUUCAUAUUGACGCAACUCCGUUUACACCGACUGCGUCAACCUGAGUCAAGUCAGUAGGCCCAAUUGAUUUCAUGGAGAAUGGAUGCAUGUUUUCUUUUUUUUUAUUUAUUAAUUUAUCUUAUUUAUA
Messenger RNA from Eriocheir sinensis (Chinese mitten crab), 2085 nucleotides. RefSeq lists its product as uncharacterized. The record is from RefSeq and is a predicted model, not a curated record. Lineage: Eukaryota; Metazoa; Arthropoda; Malacostraca; Decapoda; Varunidae. The coding region runs from base 111 to 1154 and encodes 347 amino acids. The transcript has 8 exons.